UCGCCGUCUUCUCACUAUUCCGUCCAGCACAUAUAUUUGCAAUGAAUUUGGUCAAGUCUACUAGCACUCUGCUUGCGCUCUUUCUGGUCGGCACCGUGGUGGCGUUUACGCCGACUCGCCAUCCGUUCCAAGCCGCCGUCGGUCGUAUCGCUAUUCCCGGCGCGACUCGCAUUCGUCCGGACGGCUUGCCCUUGCGAUACCGUGCCCUCGAUGAUCAGGACGAUGAUUCCGCCAUGCUCCAAGUACAAACCCGCACACCCCCAGGAUACGAUCCUCGAAAAGCCGUGGGGGAGUCGGAAUUUCCCACGGCUCCGGGGGGCGACGAUGCACCGGGCCGCCGCCGUCUGCCCCGGACUGCCAUGAACACACGUCUCAUUCUCGCCUUGUUGUUGAAUCAGGGUUUGGUCCUGGCGGUGGCGAGUACCUUGGCUGGGGCUGCCUUGUUCGCCACCAGUGGAGGCUUGGCCGCCUUUGGGAAUCUCAACGAACUCUUACGCUGGACGGGAACAGGUCCCGACGUGUGGGAUUUGACCAUUACCGGCGAACGCUUGUUGUGGGGUAUUGGUGGUGCCUUGCCUCUCCUAGUACUCAACGCUGUGUGGGAAUCUUCGGACGAUCGGCGGCUGGCCAACAUCAACUUUUCCACUAUCGCCAUGGUCAUGACCUUGUUUGGGCGUCGGACGGCAUUGCCGGACGAGUUUCGGCCCGCGUCGUGGAAAGGCCAGACUCUACCCACCACGACGGGUGGUCAAGUAGCCCUACAGAGUUUGGUUUUAUCCCUGGUCACUGGAAUUUGCGAAGAAACCAUUUUCCGUCGAGAACUUCCGGCCGUUUUGCGAUCGUUCGGGGCGGACCCGGUGUCCGCCAUGAUUGGACAAGCCGCCCUGUUUGGUCUCGGACACGUGCAACCGACAGCCAAAGCAGCCGACAACACCGUCGUGGCCUCGUUGCAAACCGUGAAUGGUCUCGGUUUUGGCUUGAUCUACGCAUUGUCCGGUGGAGAUUUGGUCCCCUGCAUGAUCGCGCACGCGUGUUACGACUUUGUCGUCUUCUUCCAGACGUGGACUCGGGCCAACGAUCAACUCGAAUACGCGGAACGUUGGUACAAGGAGCCCUUACCGGCCGGGACGGAACAAAAGGUCCGCCGGAUUCUUCAAGCCGCUCAAAAGGAUCCCAGCGUUCUUUUGCCCCGCAUCAAACGGCUGUUUUACGUGUUUGAUUUUGAUCAGAACCAGUCGUUGUCUCUGUCGGAAGUGCGCAAGGGAGUGGCGUACCUCGCGAUGGAACGCGCGGGGACACCGCCUCCCCAACCUGAGGUGGACCAGGCCUUUUGGGAAGUCGUGGCCCAGCACGAGUCCGACGCCCGCGACGAUCGCCUCGAUUUGGUCGACUUUCUGCGUGUGUACAGCAAGCUGGCCGACGGAAAUCGGCAACGCCUCGCCAGCGCACAGUCGUAAAGCACAAUUUCAUUUUUCGGCGUGUGUACAGCCAACAUCGGCAUCGCCUCGCCAGCGCACAGUCGUAAAGCACAAUUUCAUUUUCGGCGUGUGUACAGC
Messenger RNA from Phaeodactylum tricornutum CCAP 1055/1, 1556 nucleotides. RefSeq lists its product with no specific name. Gene Ontology annotation, biological process: CAAX-box protein processing. NCBI's taxonomy places the organism in Eukaryota, Bacillariophyta, Bacillariophyceae, Surirellales, Neidiaceae. The transcript has a single exon. The record is from RefSeq and is a predicted model, not a curated record. Gene Ontology annotation, molecular function: metalloendopeptidase activity; calcium ion binding. The coding region runs from base 42 to 1457 and encodes 471 amino acids. Gene Ontology annotation, cellular component: membrane.